Molecule: messenger RNA, 1516 nt
Organism: Cryptomeria japonica (Japanese cedar)
Lineage: Eukaryota; Viridiplantae; Streptophyta; Pinopsida; Cupressales; Cupressaceae
Product: protein DETOXIFICATION 33-like
Exons: 9
Coding region: 92-1516 (474 amino acids)
Biological process (GO): xenobiotic detoxification by transmembrane export across the plasma membrane
Cellular component (GO): membrane
Molecular function (GO): xenobiotic transmembrane transporter activity; antiporter activity
Source: RefSeq, a predicted model, not a curated record
GGAGCAAGAUGGUGAGAUCCGUUACCAUGAAGUUACUGAGAGAGAGAAUAUCAAAGUAACGGACUUGGAUAGUAUUAUUAGUUUUCAACAGAUGAUAAAAGAAAGUUGGACAGAAUCAAAGAAACUGUGGAAAAUAGCAGGGCCAGCUAUGUUUAUCAGAAUAUGUGCAUAUUCGAUGAUGGUAAUCACAACAAUAUGUGCAGGUCACUUGGGUGUUGUGGAGUUGGCAGCUGUGGCAAUUCAAGGCAAUGUUAUCAGAGGCCUGGCUUUUGGAUUCCUGUAUGGAAUGGGCAGUGCGUUAGAAACCCUGUGUGGUCAGGCUUUUGGAGCAGGAAAAAUUCAAAUGCUUGGAGUGUAUAUGCAGCGUUCAUGGUUAAUAUUGCUGGGUACAUCAGUGCUUUUGAGUUUUAUUUACAUCUUUGCCACUCCUAUUCUUAAGCUACUGGUACAGGAUGAGGAUGUAGAUGAUCUAGCGGGAGAAUAUGCGCUUUGGAUGUUACCACAGCUAUUUGCAUAUGCAUUAUAUUUCCCAAUGCAAAAGUUUCUUCUGGCACAGAGAAAACUCAUGGCCGUGGCUUGGAUUGCCUUAGCUGCAUUGAUAAUCCAUGCUUUUCUCAGCUGGUUAUUAAUCUUCCAAGUGGGUUUGGGGUUGGUUGGAGCAGCUAUUACAUUAAAUCUAUCAUGGUAUAUUAUCGUUACUUGUCAGUUUUUGUAUAUAGUUUACUUUUGCCGAGAUGCUUGGAAAGGAUUCUCCUGGCUCGCUUUUAAUGAUCUAUGGGCUUUUAUUCGGCUUUCAAUGGCUUCAGGUGUUAUGCUAUGUUUGGAUUUCUGGUAUAUGAGUUCAUUGACUCUUCUGGCGGGUCAUCUAAAAAAUGCAGCAAUUGAAGUUGAUGCAAUAUCUAUCUGCAUGAAUUUGAAUGGAUGGGAAGCCAUGAUCUUCAUUGGUUUCAAUGCUGCUAUAAGUGUGAGAGUAUCAAAUGAACUGGGAGCCGGUCGCCCUAAUGCUGCAAAAUUUUCUGUCAUUGUUGUGAUUCUAACAUCACUUUCUAUUGGCCUUAUAUGUAUGGGUAUCAUUCUUGCAACCAAAAAUCAGUUUGCAGUACUAUUCACGAAUAGUAAAGUGGUAAGGGAAACAGUAUCCAAUAUGGCAAUGUUACUUGGAGUGACAAUGGUUUUGAAUAGUGUACAACCAGUUCUAUCAGGUGUGGCUGUAGGCGGAGGUUGGCAAGGUCUGAUAGCCUAUGUAAACGUAGGAUGUUACUAUGUUAUUGGAUUACCCCUUGGCCUGCUUAUGGGAUAUAAGUUCGAUCUUGGAGCGAAGGGUAUUUGGACUGGCAUGAUUUGUGGAACAGCCCUCCAGACUGUUAUUUUAUUGUUAAUCACAUAUUUCACUAACUGGAAUCGAGAGGCUGCUCAAGCUGAGGAUCGUAUAAGGGUAUGGGGAGGAUCAGCUGAGUCUUAUACAAAUAGAUCAUCCAAGGGUAAAGAGAAUGCUGAAUAUGAGAAUAACCCUUAG